Sinocyclocheilus grahami is the source of this 1019-nucleotide messenger RNA. Its product is annotated as zinc finger and BTB domain-containing protein 39-like. Lineage: Eukaryota; Metazoa; Chordata; Actinopteri; Cypriniformes; Cyprinidae. Bases 1 to 939 code for a protein of 312 amino acids. The record is from RefSeq and is a predicted model, not a curated record. The transcript is spliced from 2 exons.
AUGAUCCUAAAGUGCGAGUUAGCCCCUCAUGCUAAUGGAAUCCAAUGGCAACCGACUGUCAGGGACCAUGUUCAGAGCCACGCAUGCUUGAGGACAUUACGCUGUGGAGUGUGCCAGCUGUCUCAGCCCUCUCGAUGCGCCCUCCUGUGGCACACACUGACACACCUCUUUCCUAUUUACACUUGUCCACAAUGCGCCAGCCCCUUCCUGGAGAGCACGCUGCUGAAAAGACACCUGUCUCUACACACAGAGGAAGGAGCGUCGGUGAAACAGGAUGACGGCAGCCCAGAGACCAGCGGAGAAGGCCAGGCCGAGCUGCGCUGCUUCCUGUGUCCACAGACCUUCCGCUCGGAAACCGCGUUUCAUUACCAUCUCAGCGUGCAUUCGAACGAGCUCCAAGGCAGCCAGGUAUGGCCGGCCAAGCGCAAGGGGGACCAGCUCCUCGAAUACUCCUCAUCCUCCUCCUCACCUAUGGAGGCGAGCGGCUCGGGUAAAGCAGGUUACAACUUAAGCCUGGGCUUCAGCAUGCAGGACAAAAUGGCUCACGGUGGCGCCUUGUUUCCUGCCGGACUCGUACUGAACGGUAACUCUGGUGGCGGAAGGGAAAAAUUGUAUCGCUGUCGGUAUUGCGGUAAGCAUUUCGCACACUCGGGCGAGUUCACCUACCACCUUCGCAUCCACACGGGCGAGAAGCCCUACCAGUGCAAAGUAUGUAUGCGCUUUUUCCGUGGCCGUUCCACCAUGAUCUGCCACCUAAAGACGCACUCGGGCGCCCUCAUGUACCGCUGCACCGUCUGCGGCCUGUUUUUCUCCACACUCAAGAUGGUUUCCUCGCACAUGGAGCUCCAUAAAGACCAGCUGCCGCCCGAUUUCAACAUCGAGGAGACCUUUAUGUAUAAUGACCACUCUAAAGAGCCCGUCCCAAAUAUGGACACCUGAAAGUCGCCCUCUCUUAACGCUCCGUCACACUGUGUGCCCACGUUUACAGUCGUGGCCAAAAGUUUUGGCAGUGACAUAAA